CGCCAAAUCGCGGAUCUAGACGACGAGUGGCUUGUUUGCCGAGACGAGGAGUAUAGUACGAGCCAAUCUUGACGUUGGGCUGGCCGCUUUAUCCCCAGCGUUCACUUUGCUGCCAAACAGCCUGUCAACAACCCCAUAAAGCUACUGUAGCUUGCUACCUGCUGGAUAGACAAUCCAUUUCAAUGGUGGCAUUUGCCAUGAUCUAAACCAACCACGUCCCGGAAAUGUCCUCUCAGCUCCUGCAGGCGGAGCUCUUGAACCUGAUACAAGAGUCCAAGAGAAAGAAUGCCGAUCUGCGACAUGCGGCUGAAGAAUCACUCAAUGAGUUGAAAAGCUUACCAUCUACUUCGGAGGCACAAAUUUCGGCAGAUCUGGUGCGCAAGCCGAAGUUUGUCGACCCGUUCAUUUUAGCCUGCCACGCUCGUCAUGCAAAACUUUCGGGGACCGGAGUUGUCUGCCUCCAAAGACUGGUCGCAUCGCGAUCACUACCUUCCCAGAGACUGGGAGAUGUUCUCGGUGGACUGAAAGAAACAACACACUUGAGCCUGGAUAUCCAAUUGAAGAUCUUGCAGACUCUUCCAGCAUUAUUGCAGCAUUACUCGGAUGACCUUGGUGGUGAAUUGCUCGUGAGCACACUCGAAAUAUGUGCCACGCUGCAAACAAGCAAGACCCUUGCGCUUUCUAGCACGGCGGCCGCUACACUUCAGCAGCUAGUUGUUUCAACCUUCGAGCGAGUUUCCAACGAAGACAAAGCCCUGGACGAGUCCAAACCAACAGUAACAGUUAAGGUGGACGGCAAUCCUAUUAAGAUAGGAUACUUUGCCUAUGAUGCUUUGCGAGUUCUGGAUGACCUCUGCCGCAUCGUCGAUGGCGAACAGCUCCAUUUUUUGCGCAUCAAGGCACUCUCGCCGACCUUCACUCUAGAACUCAUUGAGAGCAUUCUGCUUAACUCUGGUCGCCUGUUUAUUGGUCAUAUGGAGCUUGCACAAGUUUUAAGAGUCCGGCUUAUGCCAAUGAUCGUGAGGUUUCUAUCCGAAAGACAUGACUUCGCUUUGACUGUUCGUGUUUGUCGGAUCCUUCUCGUGCUUCUCAAAAGGCAUAUGUCCCUCCUCACUGCUGAGUGUGAGAUGGCAUUAGGCCUUCUGACACAUCUGCUUGAACCGGACGGUACUUCGCCGUGGAAACGAAUCCUUUGCAUGGAGGUUUUCCGCGGGUUAUACGCAGAGCCCGGGCUCGUGAGACUUGUCUUCUCACUUUUUGACGGCAAGGAUGGAAGGAAAGGCAUCCUUAAAGACCACAUGGCUGCACUGGUCCGUCUAUCAUCAGAAAAGCCGUCGUUAAUUGGUGUUAGUAGCCGGUCAACCGUGCCUUUGCGGACCGAUCAUUCGAGGUCUAUCACUGAAGAGCAAAUUACUCUAGAAGCAGGUGGACUUGCUGGAGUCAUUGGAACCACUGUUCCAUCGACUGAUGCCAAUGUUCCAGGCAUCAGUAGCCAGUGGAGUGUUGUUCGCACACAGUAUCUGGAGCUGCUUGAUAAAACGGAGCCACCAUCCCCGCCGGAUACUUAUAUCUAUAGUCUUGUGCUGAACUGUCUAAGUUCCUUUGCCGAGGGACUUGCAAAGUUCAUUCUUCCGUUGACGGUCCCUGACUUGAAGCAGAAGAGAAAGAUCCGGGUUACCGGUCCAGAUCAAAAUGCAGAGCCUGCCAGUCCCUCUCACGAAAUCCAGAGGACGGAUUCAUUCAAGAAUGGCCAGAAACAUGGGGCCAAGAAAUCUCCGAUGCCCCUCAAUCCCCUUCAACUAGAAUCUCAUCCCCAGCUGGGAGCAAUCAAGACCUGUGCAGGGAUCAUUGAAGAUUGCUGGCCUGCUGUUUUGGCAACAUGCUCCACUUUCCUUUACGCAUCUUUAGACGAUGAUUUUUAUCACAAUCUUGUCCGUUCAUUCCAAAAACUAGCCCACGUGGCAGGUCUUCUGAGGUUGUCCACCCCCAGAGACGCUUUCCUGACAACCCUUGGAAAAGCAACUGUACCAGCCGAGACUGGUGCAGCUAAACCGGGCCCUAUCUUGAAGACUACCUCCGCAUCCCAUGCCAAUCAAACGACCGACGAAAAGCGAAAAAGUGUACAGGCACCUACAUUAGGGUCUCCCGUGCCCGAGGCCUCUGGGACCGCUUCAGAUAAAGCGCCUGUGUCUCUUAGCACAAGAAAUCUCUUAUGCCUGCGUGCUUUACUUAAUUUGGGCAUUGCUCUUGGCCCUACCUUGGACCAGCCGGCCUGGUCCAUAAUAUUAGGGACAUUCCAAGAAACUGACUUACUGAUUGGUAUAGCGUCGACGAAAACAAACCCCACCCUCAGCAGCACAACUGAAUCGCCGUCUGUUACGGGAAGUGAUGUUCCCAAAGCCAAUAUUGGAAAUGAGAUCAUUGCCGUGCAGGCAGCCUCAGCUAAGCUUCUUGAAAGCACAAGCGACUACCCAAGUAGCUCAUUUCGGGAUCUCUUGGCUGCGUUGUUGAAUCUUUCUGAAACCACCGAGGAAUCCGAUCAACCGGCCACUCCUGACCUGAAAUCGAGUCCCAGUCGGUCGCCGCAUCAACGUCCCGGAACUAUACGUCGGAACACCCGCCGUGUCUCCAUUGCAUUGGGUAAAUCCAAAAUGCAGGAUGAAGAGUUGCGGUUUGUGUUGGAAAAGUCCAAUGAACUAGCCAGGUCUAACCUGGAGAGAUUUUCAUCCCUAGAGGAGGGCGACUGUGGCGCCUGGCAACUUUUAACAGAAAGGCUCAUGUCGAGUGCAGCGGAUAGGGAAAUAAACCAAACCCUUCGCCUGCGCGCCAACGAAGUUCUGAAUAGCCUCAUAUUCCAAACACUAAAGCAGACGGCUGAUGACAAUGAUCAAACGCGAAAUUCUCGGCAAAAGAGGAACCUCGAAACACUAAAACAACAAAUUCAAUUGCUCUAUACUGCGAGUGCUUGUCGGCCGGGCUCUCCUACUGGCCCUAUUAUCGAAAUACAUGGUCAGAGUUUGGAGACCUUGAAAAGCAUUCUAGAGCAAUAUGCAGAGACAUUUGUCGAUGGCUGGGCCAUUGUUUUUGAGCUCAUUUCCAGCGUUUUCGGGGACUCUCGGACGGAAGAAAGCCAAAGACCGUCGGUUAGCAGUAAAGAUCGCAAGACUUUUCUGUUGGCAGAGUCGCACCAGCUCAUUCGCAUUUCAUACAAGUCUUUGCAGCUGAUUGCGUCCGAUUUUAUUGCACUUCUGCCGUUGACUUGUCGCCUUGAUCUUGUGGAGUCAUUCUCGAAGUUCUCCAUACAGCAGCAGGAUUUCAACAUCUCACUUACUACGACGUCAUCCUUCUGGAAUGUGUCCGACUUCCUCCAGGGCCAAAUCGAGCAAUUUUCUAUCGAAUCUUUUGUCGAUGCUUCGGUUAGCGAGGAUAUGCUCGUGACACUGGCCAAGAACGACGACCAUUCCGUUUCUCGAAAUGCCCUCUGGUUAUUGCUACUCCUGCGAAUUGUUGAUCUGACUACGGAUAGCAGAUCAGAGAUCAGAAAUUGCGCGGUGCACACCCUUCUUAGAAUAUUCGAUGCCUACGGCCAACAAUUGUCACCCAAGGCAUGGCGUUUGUGUCUCAAUCGAGUCCUAUUCCAAAUGACAGAUGAGAUAGAGACAGAAUUAGGUUCUGCCAAAAGCACAGGAGCAAAGACUAGCCCGGACGAGCUAAGCUCAUGGGUCGAAACAGCAGUUGUCACCUUCAAAGGGUUCUCCGAUCUGUUGACAAACUUCUUUGAAGCAAUUACCAAGGAUGAGGAAUUUGACCAAUCCUGGAAACGCCUGCUAAACCACUGCCAGAACGUGGCUGCUCUCCAUUCUUUGGAGCUUAGUGAAGCGGUAUUCACCAGUCUGUCAAAUAUUCUUCUUCGGGUGCAGGCUCCCAACGUCCUUAGCAAACAGUCCCUAGAAGCAGCUUGGACACUAUGGGUGAAUGGUCAUCCCGCCAUUCGAGAAGAUCUGUUGAACCUAGAGCACUCAAACCAAGACGCCUCGAUAGCCUACAUAAAGGCAUUUCAACAAGUUUAUCGCCUGUACAAGGACGAAAUGACGAAUCAUCAUGUGGAGAAGAUUCUCCAGCACAUCCAGCUUCUCGCAUGGAACUCCGUCUUUCCACGGUAUUCACCAGAUACAGACCGCCCGUCUAGCUUGCAAGCAUUGCUUGUCGACUGCAUCAAAACGCUAUGCCUGGACAAGGAAGAUUCUCAGGCGGAGAUUCUCACCUGCCUUGCAGAUUUCGCCGAUUCCGCACUGAUGAGAUGGUCGCCAAACAGUGACUCAAGGGUGCCAACUUACGUUGCAUUCUCGAAAAAUGUGAUCGAUCUCCUCAGCUGGUACAUCGCUGAAUUCGGAAUUAAGAGAGAGAUCUUUGCCAAUGACUCCCUAUCAACUGUUCUGGAGCAUCUCGCAAACCCUGUCUCCCAGAAGUACGAAUGGCCCGGCAAAGACCGCGAGCCCACUUUGUGGCGGAAGUCAACUACCGCAUCGCUCAAUAUCCUCGAAGUUGCCAUUCCUUACGUGGAGAAGCAGUACGGAAAAUCAGAUCAUGCCCAGAUCUCUCGAUUCUGGGCCGGUGUUGUAGAUCUCACCCAUGGCAUAGUCUCUGCUCGAGGAUACCGGACCAUGCCCAUUCCCAGAGCCAACAUACUUGCCGACGAAUCGUUCGAUGUCGACGCAUUCCAACGAUUGAAAACGCUCAUCAUCCCAGCUCUUGGAGCAUCCAUCAUCCCGGAUUCCAUUCGACGCGAUUUUGCAUGCACUCUAUUAUCCUCAUCCUUCAUUUACCUUCCGCAGCGAUUCGACCUGCCCAGCAAGAACCUGGAGAACGAGCCCCUGCAAGACAUAUACCACGUGCGGCCCGGAAGAACCUUCGAUCCCACACCCACGUCGCGAACCAAGAUGGCCUACGCCGUGAUAGACACCCUGUUCGAGCUGGCCUCGGCUCCUGUGCCCGAGCAGACCCCCGACAGCGAGGCGCACCAUUCCGCACGCGUCCUCCUCGCCCGCUCCAUAUCGCCAUACCUCAUCCUCCGCAGCGCGGUCUCCCUGAAGGGUUACAUCGCCGACCAGCCUCUCCGGGGCCUGAUGCCUCAGCCCACCCCCGCACGCAGGGCCCUCCUGCACCUUCUCCUAGGCAUGGUGAACUUGCGCAGCGAGCCCACGGCGAUCCCGCCGCCGCCGACCAGCGCCAGCCCGGCCGUGCUCCCGGACUCUGCGUCGAAUAGCGGCCAGAGCCACAAGAGACAUUUGGAAUGGAUCUACCCCCUUGUUGUACGCGCGGUGCAGGUGGCAGGCAAGGAGAAGGAUGACGGGGAGGUUCUUCAUGCUCUGGGCAAGGUGCUACAUGAGGUUGGGGGUUAUGCGUAGUAUAGGAGAGGAUCUUACAGGAUCGUAUAGUAUAGUCUACAAUGUGUG
Aspergillus steynii IBT 23096 is the source of this 5456-nucleotide messenger RNA. RefSeq names its product putative endosomal peripheral membrane protein (Mon2). The coding region runs from base 225 to 5408 and encodes 1727 amino acids. NCBI's taxonomy places the organism in Eukaryota, Fungi, Ascomycota, Eurotiomycetes, Eurotiales, Aspergillaceae. The record is from RefSeq and is a predicted model, not a curated record. The transcript has 6 exons.